AUGUCAUUUCAAGCCCAACAGCAGCAGACAGUGCCAAAGGAGGUCAACCAGGAUAAAGGGGAUGCUUUCGAGAAGCAGAUUUUAAGUAUUGUGGAAACUUUCAAGAGGAGGCGGCAGCCGCAACCAACAGCACCUGGUGGGCCUGCUUCUCCUGCACCUCCUCCGGCUCCUCAGGCCGUAGCUCAGCCAGUGCCUGUCCAACAUCCUGACCAAGUCAAUGUGCCACAAGCGUCACAUCCACAACCGCCUCAAGUGAAUAGCCAACCGGUCCUACCAAUUCCAAGCAACAACCAAGGGAUUCAAUCAGUCCAACAGCAGCAGCAGCAACAGCAACUUCUUUCACAGAUGCAACAAGAGAAGCAGAUUCAGCGUCAACAGUUGACGGGGGUAGGUCCACAGGCUACAGGAAGCAUGUUCCGGCCUACUAAUAAUGCACAAUCACCACUUCAACACAACCCAGGAGUUUUACAGCAAACUCUUGCAGGGACCCUACUGCAAUCAACUGUGGUACCUACAUUGCAGCCUGUAGGAGCUGCAAUGCCUACCAGCAGUACAGGGCUAAUUGGUGAAAAUGGAUUGAUCGGCUUGUCGGCAAAUUCUAAUGUACCCGGCAAUGUACGCAAUCCGGCAUGA
Messenger RNA from Physcomitrium patens, 633 nucleotides. The record is from RefSeq and is a predicted model, not a curated record. Lineage: Eukaryota; Viridiplantae; Streptophyta; Bryopsida; Funariales; Funariaceae.